AUGUCGUACAGCUACACCGGAUAUCAACUCCGGCAGGCGGAUUACCACCCAUGGCAGCCCGUAUCUCAACCCCUGCUCCAUCCGACCAGAGCGUUAGAUCAACAACCAUCAUAUACAUAUCCACAAGAUGGGAGACUCCACCCACAACACCAUCCCUACCAAGCCCGUCAACCCACUUCCUGGGACCCACCACGGCUGCGCCAGGAAACUGUGUAUCAGCAACCAUCGUCCUACGAGACAGAUUUGUACUCGCCACCACCGCCCUCUUGUUGGGACCCGCCAAGGUUGUGCACGCAGCAGCCUUAUCAACCGCCUCAGCAGCCACACCACACCGCACUCAGACAACCCACUAGCUGGGAUCCACCUGCCUACUGGGAGACAACGGGACAACGCCCCUUCCAUGGGGUAUCGGCAUACGAUCAUCCGCUGCCCCCCAACCAUAACUCAGGAUGGAAUCAGCCCGCGCCGCAGCCACCACCACGACACAUCCGACUCUCGCACAACUUCAACAAUUGUUGGAAGCGUGCUACAGGAUGGAGUCUCGCCUUGUUGCAGCCGACCGACGCAUUGACAACAUGCUUCCUCCCGAGCUGCCUGAACCUGCGCAACCCUACGGCUCCCCUCGUUCAACACCUUCCUCCAUCAGGAAAUAGCAAGGCUUCGCUAGGGCCGUCGGGUUUACCCCCCUACGACUCAUUGGCUCCGCCGCAGCAGUCGAGUACAACACCACCACCCUUUGCGCUGCUUCCCGAUACCGCCCUCGAGCUGCCGCCACUGCCACUGUUGAUUCUUGAUUGA
Molecule: messenger RNA, 798 nt
Organism: Salvia splendens (bonfire salvia)
Lineage: Eukaryota; Viridiplantae; Streptophyta; Magnoliopsida; Lamiales; Lamiaceae
Product: leucine-rich repeat extensin-like protein 3
Exons: 1
Coding region: 1-798 (265 amino acids)
Source: RefSeq, a predicted model, not a curated record